ACCGCGCCCCGAGCGGAGGAAGCGAGACAGAACUCGGCGAACCUGCUUUUGAGAGAGAGAGAGCGAGCGAGAGAGAAAAAGAAAGAAAGAAAGAAAAAAAAGAGUGAGAAAGUGAGGGAGGUCGCUUUCACACGUCAGUCUGAUCCGCGCGCUUUGUGAGGCUGCAGAGAAUUUGCUCCGACGCGAAACGUACAUCGGCUGAGGCGCUGAAGCUACUAGCGAGCAAAAUCCUAGCGUCUGCAACGAGUAGCAGCAACGAUGUCGGACGCGGGCAAGUUCCUCUAUGUUGACCGCAAUCUGAUCAACAACCCACUGGCACAGGCCGACUGGGCCUCCAAGAAGCUGGUAUGGGUGCCAUCAGAGAGGCUGGGAUUCGAGGCAGGAUCCAUCAAGGAGGAGCGGGGUGAGGAGUGUCUGGUGGAGCUGGCUGACUCGGGCAAGAAGAUCAAGGUCAACAAGGAUGACAUCCAGAAGAUGAACCCGCCCAAGUUCAGCAAAGUCGAAGACAUGGCUGAGCUCACCUGCCUGAACGAGGCCUCUGUGCUGCACAACCUGAAGGAGAGAUACUACUCGGGGCUCAUCUACACAUACUCAGGGCUCUUCUGUGUAGUGAUCAACCCCUACAAGAACCUGCCCAUCUACUCAGAGGAGAUUGUGGACAUGUACAAGGGAAAGAAGCGACAUGAGAUGCCUCCCCACAUCUACGCCAUCACUGACACAGCCUACCGCAGCAUGAUGCAGGAUCGCGAAGACCAGUCCAUCCUCUGCACAGGGGAGUCAGGAGCUGGCAAGACAGAGAACACAAAGAAGGUUAUCCAGUACUUGGCGCAUGUAGCAUCGUCCCACAAAACCAAAAAGGACCAGAAUACUGCAGUCCUGUCCCAUGGAGAGCUGGAGAAACAACUGCUUCAGGCAAACCCCAUCCUAGAAGCCUUUGGUAAUGCCAAGACCGUGAAGAAUGACAACUCAUCUCGAUUUGGGAAGUUCAUCAGAAUCAAUUUUGAUGUCAACGGUUACAUAGUUGGUGCAAACAUUGAGACCUACCUGCUUGAGAAGUCCCGUGCCAUCCGGCAGGCCAAGGAAGAGAGGACCUUCCACAUGUUCUACUACAUGUUGUCAGGGGCUGGGGAUAAACUGCGUUCGGAGCUCUGCCUGGAGGGCUUCAGUAACUACAGAUUCCUUUCCAAUGGCCACGUAACCAUCCCCGGCCAGCAAGACAAGGACCUCUAUGUGGAGACCAUGGAGGCCAUGAGGAUCAUGAGCAUCCCUGAGGAUGAGCAGAUGGGUAUGCUGAAGGUUGUGUCUUCAGUGCUUCAGCUGGGCAAUAUGAGCUUUAAGAAGGAGCGCCACUCUGACCAGGCCUCUCUGCCUGACAACACAGCUGCCCAGAAAGUUUGCCACUUGUUGGGGAUGAACGUGACAGACUUCACGCGUUCCAUCCUGAGCCCACGCAUCAAGGUGGGCCGUGACUACGUGCAGAAGGCUCAAACACAGGAACAGGCUGAGUUUGCAGUGGAGGCCCUGGCAAAAGCUACGUACGAGCGACUCUUCCGCUGGCUUGUCAUGCGCAUCAACAAGGCUCUGGAUAAGACGAAGCGCCAGGGCGCAUCCUUCAUCGGCAUCCUUGACAUCGCCGGCUUUGAGAUUUUUGAGCUGAACUCCUUUGAGCAGCUGUGCAUCAACUACACCAACGAGAAGCUACAGCAGCUCUUCAACCACACAAUGUUCAUCCUGGAGCAGGAGGAGUACCAACGAGAGGGCAUCGAAUGGAGCUUCAUUGACUUCGGCCUGGACCUGCAGCCCUGCAUCGACCUCAUUGAGAAGCCUGCUAGUCCGCCAGGCAUCCUGGCCCUCCUGGAUGAGGAGUGUUGGUUUCCCAAGGCCACAGACAAGAGCUUUGUGGAGAAGGUGGUCCAGGAGUUGGGCACCCACCCCAAAUUCCACAAGCCCAAGAAACUCAAGGAUGAGGCUGACUUCUGUAUCAUUCACUAUGCUGGGAAGGUGGACUACAAAGCAGAUGAGUGGCUGAUGAAGAACAUGGACCCUUUAAAUGACAAUGUGGCAACACUGCUCAACCAGUCCUCAGACAAAUUUGUAUCUGAAUUAUGGAAAGAUGUGGACCGCAUCGUGGGCUUGGACAAGGUGGCCGGCAUGUCUGAGUCGAUCCCUGGGGCCUUCAAAACGCGCAAGGGCAUGUUCCGCACGGUGGGCCAGUUGUAUAAGGAGCAGCUGUCCAAGCUGAUGGCCACGCUGAGGAACACCAACCCCAACUUUGUUCGCUGCAUCAUCCCCAACCACGAGAAGAAGGCAGGUAAGUUGGACCCUCACCUGGUUCUGGAUCAGCUGAGGUGUAACGGUGUUCUGGAGGGAAUCCGCAUCUGCAGGCAGGGCUUUCCCAACCGUAUCGUCUUCCAGGAGUUCAGGCAGAGAUAUGAGAUCCUCACUCCUAAUGCCAUUCCUAAGGGCUUCAUGGAUGGCAAACAGGCCUGCGUGCUCAUGAUCAAAGCCUUGGAGCUAGACCCCAACCUGUACCGGAUUGGACAGAGUAAGGUAUUUUUCCGAGCUGGUGUGCUGGCUCACCUUGAGGAGGAGCGGGAUAUGAAGAUCACCGAUGUCAUCAUCAGCUUCCAGGCCUGGUGCCGUGGCUAUUUAGCCCGAAAGGCUUUUGCCAAGAGGCAACAGCAGCUCACUGCCAUGAAGGUGAUCCAGAGGAACUGUGCUGCCUACCUGAAGCUCAGGAACUGGCAGUGGUGGAGGCUGUUUACUAAGGUGAAGCCCCUGCUGCAAGUGAGCAGACAGGAAGAGGAGAUGCAGGCCAAGGAUGAGGAGCUAUCCAAGAUGAAGGAGAAACAGCAACACACAGAGAUUCAGCUGAAGGAGAUGGACACCAAAUAUCAGCAGCUGAAUACAGAGAAGAUGGCCUUGCAGGAACAGCUGCAGGCAGAGACAGAGCUGUGUGCCGAGGCUGAGGAGAUGCGUGCUCGCUUGGCUGCCAAGAAACAGGAGCUGGAGGAGAUUCUGCAUGACCUGGAGGCACGGGUGGAAGAGGAGGAGGAACGGGCUUCACAGCUUGCAAGUGAGAGGAAGAAGAUGCAGCAGAACAUUGCGGAUCUGGAGCAACAGCUGGAUGAAGAGGAGGCUGCCAGACAGAAGCUCCAACUGGAAAAGGUCACCUUGGAGGCUAAGGUCAAGAAGAUUGAGGAUGAUGUUAUGGUGCUGGAUGACCAGAACAGCAAACUUUCCAAGGAGAAGAAGCUUUUUGAGGAAAGAAUUGCUGAAUUCACCACAAACCUGGCAGAGGAAGAAGAAAAGUCCAAGAGUCUGCAGAAACUGAAGAACAAACAUGAAGCAAUGAUCACUGACCUGGAGGACCGUCUCCGUAAGGAGGAGAAGCUGCGACAGGAGCUGGAGAAGAACAGGCGCAAAUUGGAAGGAGAUUCCACUGAGCUGCAUGACCAGAUCGCUGAGCUACAGGCACAGAUUGCUGAGCUUCGUGCCCAGCUGGCAAAGAAAGAGGAAGAGCUCCAGGCAGCCUUAGCAAGAAUUGAAGAGGAGGCAGCCCAGAAAAACCUUGCACAGAAAAAGAUCCGGGAGCUGGAGGCACAGCUGUCGGAACUACAGGAGGACCUGGAGUUGGAGCGUCAGGCACGUGCCAAGGCUGAGAAGCACCGGCGAGACCUAGGGGAGGAGCUUGAGGCUCUGAAGACAGAGCUGGAGGACACACUGGACACUACUGCAGCACAGCAAGAGCUCAGGGCAAAGCGUGAGAUGGAGGUCACGCAGCUAAAGAAGGCUCUUGAGGAAGAUGCCAAAGUCCACGAGCAACAGUUGGCGGAAAUACGGCAGAAGCACGGCCAGGCCUUCGAUGAGCUUAAUGAGCAGCUGGAGCAGGCCAAGAGGAACAAGGUAUCAGCAGACAAGGCCAAACAGGCCCUGGAGAGCGAGCGCAAUGAACUGGCCAUUGAGCUGCAGGGGCUUAUGCAGAGCAAGGGAGAUUUGGAACACCGCAGAAAGAAGGCAGAGACUCAGCUGCAGGAGUUGCAAGUCAAGUGUGCUGAGAGCGAGAGGCAACGUGUAGAGCUGUCCGAACGGGUCACCAAGAUGCAGACUGAGCUGGAGAACUCCAAUGCCUUACUUAAUGAUGUGGAAAGCAAGUCAAUCAAGGCUAUCAAGGACUGUUCCAACGUGGAGUCGCAACUGCAGGAUGUACAGGAGGUGCUCCAGGAGGAAACGAGGCAGAAGCUGUCCCUGUCUACCCGUCUCCGACAGUUGGAGGAUGAGCAGAACAGUCUGCGAGAGCAACUGGAGGAGGAGGAAGAGGGCAAGAGGAAUGCUGAGAAGCAGGUUGUCUCUCUGCAGGCUCAGCUAGCUGAGAUGAGGAAGAAGAAUGAGCAGGAGACAGGCGCUCUGGAGAACGCAGAGGAAGGACGCAAGCGGGUGCAACGUGAUUUGGAAGGCGUUAGUCAAAGGCUGACUGAGAAGUGCUCUGCCUUUGACAAAUUGGAGAAGACCAAGAACCGUCUACAGCAGGAGCUUGAUGACCUUCUGGUGGAUCAGGACCACCUGAGGCAGAUUGUCUCCAACCUGGAGAAGAAGCAGAAGAAGUUUGAUCAGAUGCUGGCUGAGGAGAAGUCAAUCUCAAGCCGCUAUGCAGAGGAACGUGACCGGGCAGAGGCUGAGGCCAGGGAGAAGGAGACGAGGGCCUUGGCACUGACCCGUGACCUAGAAACACUCAUGGACCAGAAGGAUGAGCUGGACCGGGCCAACAAGCUGCUCCGUGCAGAGAUGGAGGACUUGGUCUCUUCCAAGGAUGAUGUUGGCAAAAGUGUGCAUGAGCUGGAGAAGUCAAAGAGAGCCAUGGAGCAGCAGCUGGAAGAGAUGAAGACCCAGCUGGAGGAGCUGGAGGAUGAGUUGCAGGCCACAGAAGAUGCCAAGCUGAGGCUGGAGGUCAACAUGCAGGCCAUGAAGGCCCAGUUUGAACGUGACCUGCAGGGUCGCGAUGAGAUGGGCGAGGAGAAGAAGAGGCAGCUGGUCAAGCAGGUGCGGGAGAUGGAGAUGGAACUGGAGGAUGAACGGAAGCAGCGCACAGUUGCUGUGGCAGCCCGCAAGAAGCUAGAGCUGGAUCUGAAGGAACUUGAAGCGGCUAUUGACACAGCCAACAAGAACCGCGAAGAUGCACUCAAGCAGCUGAAGAAACUGCAGGCCCAGAUGAAGGAUGUUCUUCGCGAACUGGAUGACACCCGUCUGUCCCGUGAAGAGAUCCUUGCCCAGUCCAAGGAGAACGAGAAGAAGCUGAAGAGCAUGGAGGCUGACAUGAUUCAGCUCCAAGAGGAGCUGGCUGCAGCCGAAAGGAUGAAGAAACAGGCUCAGCAGGAGAGAGACGAGCUGCAGGAUGAGAUCAACAACCAGGCUGGAAAGAACUCCCUGAACUCGGAAGAGAAGAGGAGGCUAGAUGCUCGCAUUGCUCAGCUGGAGGAGGAGUUGGAGGAGGAGCAGAGCAACAUGGAGCUCCUAAAUGACCGCCUGAAGAAGGCCCUACUGCAGGUGGACCAGAUGAAUGUAGAGCUGACAGCAGAGCGAAGCGCCUCCCAGCGCCUGGAAGGAGCUCGCUCUCAGAUGGAGCGCCAGAACAAGGAGCUGAAGCUCAAGCUGCAGGAGAUGGAGGGUGCAGUAAAAAGCAAAUACAAGGCCUCUCUUGCUGCCCUGGAGGCCAAGAUCGCUCAGCUGGAGGAGCAGGUGGACAUCGAGACCCGGGAGAGGCAGCAGGCCUCCAAGCUGGUUCGCCGCACAGAGAAGAAGCUGAAGGAGGUCAUCCUCCAGGUGGAUGAUGAGAGACGGAACUCGGAGCAGUACAAAGACCAGACAGAGAAGCUGAACAUCCGGAUGAAGCAACUGAAACGGCAACUGGAGGAGGCGGAGGAAGAGGCUCAGCGGGCAAAUGCCAACCGCAGGAAGCUGCAAAGGGAGCUCGAGGAUGCCACAGAGUCGGCGGAUGCCAUGAACCGCGAAGUCAGCAGCCUGAAGAGCAAGCUCAGGAGAGGCGAUUUGCCUUUUGCUGGCAUGAGGCGCAUAGUGAGUCGCGGAGGUGCUGAAAGUGACGAGGAGAGUGAAGUCAAGAGCGAAGCCUCAGAGCCCAAACCUGAGUGAUCAACCCAUUGCAGAGGUCAUGCAGUGCCACCCUCCUUUAUGCUGCAGCAACUUGUUCCACACAGAUGCUCUUACUAUAGAUGCAGAUUUGACUCCUAACGACUAUGCAGAACAUACUGUAACACACACACAUGAACAAUACUGUACACCAUACCGCAAUACAUUCAUUAGCUGAACAUUAUCCUUUCCUGCCUUGGUCUCUGACAAUCUUCCUUGUAUGAGAGACACACUUGAGACAAUCAAGGAUAAACAGACACAUGAAUAUGGGCCAAAUUUCAUUUCCCCCUUCCUCUGAUAUUUUGAAUAUGAAUAUUUUUAUAAUGAAACAUUCCAGUAAUUCCUGUUUCUGGCUCUAUUUUUCUAAAUGAAUUAUGAAGUUAAAGGAGGAAGCAAAAGCACGAGACCAAAGUAAUAUUGCAAUCUAGGAUUUGUAUUUUUAUUCUGUUUUGUAAUGGUUUAAGUAUGAAAAUACGUUUUCUCUGUACCUCUUUAUAAUGCGGGUUUAUGUGCAGAGCUGUACUGUAUUUAAAUUAGCCGCAGUUAGCAUUGUGCUACUCCAUAUAUGCAAUAAUACUUGGGGCUUAAACUUCAUGUGCAUACAUCUAUAGAAACAUGCAGGUGUGCAAAAAAUUUUAUAAGGCUUACUACAUGUGCAUGUGUGACUGUGCUGAAGCUUUGCACUGAGCAAACUGUUUCCUUUGACUUUGAUUAAUGAAGCUAUGCAGCCAUGCAUUGCAUUGAUUUGCAGAAUUAGAACAGUGCGACGAAGGGACAGUUACAGUCAAAGUAAAGGAAUACAAAGAUUGUCCUGUGCACAUGGUUAAAAAAAAAAAAAAAAAAAUGCCAACAUACACUAUAGCCUUAAACCAGUUAAAUUCUGUUGGUAGUUCCUGAUGUGUAAUUUUAUAGCUAAUUCAUUACUAUCUUUUUAAAAAUACAUGAGGCAGGGAUAAUUGGGUAGUUGUUACAGCACACACUGUACUGCCUGAGCACAGCUUGCUGGGAGCAGGUGGGUUUUACAUGGGGCUUGAUGGUAGAGGGAAGUAAUUUUUGGCUGAGUCAGUACAAGCCUACAGUGGAAGCACUCUUCAUCCAGGUCACUGUUCUUGCUCAAUGCAUCUGUCCAGGGUUUUACUUCCAGAAUUAUUUGAUGUUUAAAAUAAAUAAAAGCCAGUCCAACUAAGUGUGGCUCAUGGAGGUUUGCAGUGGAAGGAUUGUUGGCAAGCUGUGCUCGGUUUAAGCUUUCAUUCACACUGUUAUUGGGAAGGGGGACAAAUUGAUGUGUAAUCUUGCAUUUAAAAAAAAAAAAAAAAAAAACCCCUAGUUUGUAUUGUUCCUUUAUAUGCAGCUCGGAAAUAAAUAUUGCAAUAAAGAUGGCUUUCUCAACUGU
Scleropages formosus (Asian bonytongue) is the source of this 7537-nucleotide messenger RNA. It is a transcript of the gene myh9b, whose product is annotated as myosin, heavy chain 9b, non-muscle. NCBI's taxonomy places the organism in Eukaryota, Metazoa, Chordata, Actinopteri, Osteoglossiformes, Osteoglossidae. The record is from RefSeq and is a predicted model, not a curated record. Gene Ontology annotation, cellular component: myosin filament; myosin II complex; cytoplasm. The transcript has 41 exons. Gene Ontology annotation, molecular function: ATP binding; actin filament binding; microfilament motor activity. The coding region runs from base 259 to 6147 and encodes 1962 amino acids.